UUGUUGAAAAGGUCCUUCAACAUUGCAACCCCAAAGCGUGCAUGGAUGCACUACAGAAGAUAUUGAAGUCACCUGACUCAAGGCUAAGCAGUGCUGCAGCUUGUAUCUUUGGCGUAUUGCUUGAGAAUGAACCCAUGGUGACUAAACUUCAGAAGUGGGCCGAAGGGGACAACAAUCCGAUAUGUGCCCUUGGUCAGAUUCUGACUAAAAAUGAUCCUGAUAUUGUGAUGAAUGCAACCGGAGCAAUAGCCUCAUUGGUUGAAACUGUGUCAGGGCGACAGUGGUUGCUUCAGAGCCAAGCUGUGUUCAAUCAGGUCCUUGAGAGCGUAUCCAUUCAUCUGGAGAAUGAAAAAGAGAACACAGCUAACUCUGCAGCACUUAUUCUCGCCCAGCUAUCCUUGUGUGAAGAAGCCUGUCAAAAGAUUUUAUCGCACCCGUCUGCCUCCAAGACCUUCAGAUGCUUAGCAAAGUGCUUAUUAUGCAGCCACAAAGACACAGCAAUGAAUGCAGCAUUUGCUGUCGGUCGCCUGUGUGGGAGUGGCCAGGCCAAGAACCUCAUUCUGAGAGAAACCGAAGAGCAACAACUGGUUUACAGACUACAGUCUCUGCUGUCUUCUGGGACAGGAGUGGAGAUGUGUCAAACUGCGUGCUUUGCACUGAGCUGCUUAGCAAAAGAUGAAGAUGGUCAUGCACUGUUGAUGGAAAGCACUUGCAUUUCUGCUGUGCUGGAUGCUCUUUUACAGCUGCUGCAGAGUACAGAACCGGACACGGUCUGGUUUGCUGCUAUGAUGUUAAGAGUGCUGGUGUCUCGACCGAGUGGAGUGGUUCUAGUCAGAAUGCAUGGCGCUCUGCACGAACAGUUAAAGGUGCUUUCUGUGUUGUCAACCACUGGGCCAGAACUACAGGAGGAGGUCAACAUGUGUCUCAGCAAACUGGAACGUUUAGCCAAACCACCCCCAGUGACGGUUACUAUCCUCUCAUCAACGGCCUACACUGUGUCAUGGGUGAGGUGUGAUCCUGAGAGCGGCCUGGAGGUCAUAUACAGUCUCUUUGACAGCGAUCUCAUGCUGUACCAUGGCCACUUGUGUCAGGUGACUUUACCUGUUUCUACCAACCGGUCUGUGGAUUCCCUCUCCCUACGUCUCAACCUGUCUACUUCUGAUGGUGACGUCAGUCCCUUUAGUGACCCUGUGGUCACUCUAGAGACGCUGGACACCACAAUCAAGUGUCCACAGGAGCUUUGUGUGAUUGGCUGCACAGCGACGCAUGCACACUUGCGCUGGGUAGAGCCAGAGGGAGGAGUCAAACCUAAAUCAUAUCAGAUCUAUUGUAAUGGCACAAUGGUGAAGACCACAACGCUGCUAGGGGCUGUAGUGAGCGGUCUAUCUCCAGGAACGAACUACGUGCUGAGCGCGAGGUCCCUCUGUCCAGGCUACGCAGCGAGUGCCAGAGCAGUAACCAAAGUGAAGACAGCAGACGAUCAAGAUCAUGCUCCUUCCGCUCUGACCCUUGUUGUUUUGGGUCGGCACGAGCUGCAGAUAAACUGGAGAGCUCCCGCUGUACCUCUGGGGAGACUCUUUAAAUACGAACUAAGUGUGAAUGGAUGUGUUGCAUACGUUGGCACAGAGAGAGUUUACACCGCCCGCCGCUUGUCCGCAAACACAGCAUAUACCUGUAUUGUGACAGCCGUUACCUCCAGGGGGCGCUGCCACAGCAGGCCGGUUACAAAGAAGACAGCCCGGGACGAAUACCUGCCUUUAAACAGGAAUCUGUCCUCCGCUAUAACCUCCAAGUCUUCCACAUCUCCUCCAACCAUCCACAAGACAAGUGAGGUCACAAGGAUGACCACAAACUCUCAGACUACACUUGGACAUAAGCCUCACUCCACCAGAAGCCAGCACAAAGCCCAUGAAUUCAGAAAAGACAAGCACAGGCGACUCUCAGUACAGAUACAUUUACCAAAAGAAAAAAAGUUGUUCAACCACACAUCAAAGAUGGACAAAGACAGUCCACCUGUUGGGUUUCCAGUGAGCUCCACUGAGUCUCUUGUGGUGUCCUCUCAUCAACAAUCUGAGGACAUACACCAGACCCAGACAAAGUCAUCCACCCCAGAGGACCCCACAAACACGAGGACAAAGAUCAGCCAAGCCAGGAAAAGGAACAGAAAAGUUCCAAAAGAAACACUUCCAUGCAUCAGCAAACAAAUCUCCAAAGAUAUGAGAUUGCUUCAACCAGUCUCAUUUCAUUUGUCUAAUCCGGAACAGACAAAGGAACAAAUCAGAGCACAAAAAGACAGAAAUAAACCCAUUUCAAAGGUUCCAAAUCAGCAGAAAGGAAGACAAUACCGUGUAUCAACACACACAAAAGUCCCAUGACAUCUGAAGGACUGAAGGAUCCACAGCAAUCUUUACAUUAAUCCCAUUAAUGUACAUUUUUUCAAAACCUAAAAUUCUCAUAUUUUCACGUGCAUAACUUUCUGUGUAUACAUACAACAAUUAAUUCUGUGUGAGUGUUUGUUUGACCAAGAAGCACAUUUAUCGGUUCAUUUGUUCACGAAAAGCAUUAAAGACUC
Triplophysa rosa is the source of this 2572-nucleotide messenger RNA. RefSeq lists its product as uncharacterized. Gene Ontology annotation, molecular function: protein binding. Bases 42 to 2375 code for a protein of 777 amino acids. The transcript is spliced from 15 exons. Lineage: Eukaryota; Metazoa; Chordata; Actinopteri; Cypriniformes; Nemacheilidae. The record is from RefSeq and is a predicted model, not a curated record.